AAAAAGUAAUUGAAUUCAUCAAACACGUAAAGCGCAAGAACGAUGCUGAAAGACGCAAAUACCCUCCCUGCCUUUGCCCUGGCGCACGUACUGGACUACCUGACGUUCCCCGAGACCUCCGUGCUGUUUGCGUUGUCCAAAGCUUGGCGUCUCCGGUUGAGCACAGAUGGAGAACCGAUUUGGAAGCAACAGAUCCAACAGAAACUUGGUUCGGGUUGCUCCCAAGUGCCACCACCGGAUACCUUCUUUGUGCGAAGAGGUGGUAAUGUGAGAAUGAGCUGCAUCGCACGUGCCUUUGACGUGGAUCCGACACAGCUGACUAUAGUAGAAGGAGUCUGGAAGCCCCAAGACGGAUAUUUGGAUGCAGGCACUCUCGUAAAAGUAGAGUUUGCACAGGCACGGCCAGCCAAAGUUCGAACGGGUCGCCGGAGAAAGACCAAAUCCAAACCAACGCGGAAACUGUCCACCUUUUCUUGGUGGCAGCAACGCAAAAAUUUCCAUCUCAGCCAAGUCUUGACGGCGUAUCUCCAGGAUUCUAAAGUGGCCAUGGUACGGACUCCAAACAAGUUUGAUUGCAAGUUCAUUGCCGAUUUGAAACCUUUGACAGCAAGGAUCGAAAACGGUGUCUACAUGUACAGUGACGACCAUGGCAGAGAGUAUAGUUCCAAAAACAAGUUUGGUUAUCUGGCAGACAGAUACCUCCUGGGCUAUUCCGUCCAAGGAACAGAAGCUUCUGCCCGUCAUUUCGACUCGCAAGGACUGGCUUUCGGUCGAUGUUUGGGAAGCACCCGUUCCCGUGGCUGGUGUGUUUUGGGUCAAGACGAAUCACGAGUGCACCACUUCCUCACCAUGAUUACCCAAGACGAGCGAAUGGAACUGUAUGGCCUUCACUGUAUCAACAACCUCUGCUAUGGCACAGCCAGGAAGGCUGUAUAUCUGUCAUCUAUUCGAAUCCUUUUGAAUGCAUUCAUGGGUGCUGCAGAGCCCGGGGCCACGUUCCUUUAUGGAACUCAUGUUUUGAGACUUCCGGGGACAACGGAGAAUGAUGACGACCCCGCGGGCCGAGAAGACGUAAGCGACGACAGCGACGACGACGACGACGACGAGUCAGAUCCCUUUGAAUAUCUGGAUACGCACAGGAACUACCACAAUUCCUACGGACUGAUGGCGGAUGUGAUGACAGUGGCAAUUGGAACCUCUCGGGUGGUUUCAUUCUAUUACUAUCUGAAUCGGUAUUAUGGCUGAUUACAAAGCAAAUACACAAUGAUCCCUACGUUCCUUAACUCCUGUGUUGCUAACAAGAGUCAAGGCACAGGCGGACAAAGACGACAACAAACAAGCACAAAGCACACAUCAUUCAGCUACUAGCCAGCCGGCCCAAAAUUGGUUGGUUCGUUUUUAGUUUAGAAAAGUAGGGCAAGAAGGAGACCAAAAAAGGAACCCAAUAACGACAUAACCUGAAGUUGUUGCAUCGACCCAAUGGCACCUGAUGUUGUAUCUGCGCCGCUGGGAGCGGCCGUUGCGUCAGUUCCACCACCUCCUCCUGUGUUGAUUGGUGGAUGAAUUGGGUUGAUGGAAUGAAUGAAUGGAAUGUUGAUAUAAGUAUAAUUAGGGAAAGUCAGCAUAAUCAAUGGUGAAACUGUAUUGAGCCGUGCCAUCGUUGUUAGUAGUAGACUCACCAUCAUUGGGUGCUUCUGUUGUGGCUGCUGGUGCAGGUGCGUCUGUAAUUGUUUCGUCGACUGCAGUGUUGCCACAACAAUACAAAUUCUUGACCCCCACGACAUUGUCAUCGGCUUCCUCGGAAAUUUCUGGCAAC
Molecule: messenger RNA, 1816 nt
Organism: Seminavis robusta
Lineage: Eukaryota; Bacillariophyta; Bacillariophyceae; Naviculales; Naviculaceae
Source: the annotation of a GenBank genome assembly